This is a messenger RNA of Humulus lupulus (European hop), 4091 nucleotides long. Its product is annotated as 5-oxoprolinase 1-like. NCBI's taxonomy places the organism in Eukaryota, Viridiplantae, Streptophyta, Magnoliopsida, Rosales, Cannabaceae. The record is from RefSeq and is a predicted model, not a curated record. The transcript is spliced from 2 exons. Gene Ontology annotation, biological process: glutathione metabolic process. Gene Ontology annotation, cellular component: cytosol. Gene Ontology annotation, molecular function: 5-oxoprolinase (ATP-hydrolyzing) activity. The coding region runs from base 139 to 3957 and encodes 1272 amino acids.
CUCGCUCACUCUCCCUUUACUUCAUCCAUUCUCACUCAGUCAACUUUGUUUCAAUUGGCGUUCAGAUUCAGUUACCGUGCGACCCCAUCAACCGCUUCUUCACCCGCCAUUCCUUCAACCGCCGCUUCUCCACUCCGAAUGGGAAGUGACAGCGUAGACAAGCUCAGGAUUUGCAUUGAUAGAGGAGGCACGUUCACUGAUGUUUAUGCUGAAAUCCCAAGUUAUUCUGAUGGUAGUGUUCUUAAACUCUUGUCUGUUGAUCCAGCAAACUACGAGGAUGCUCCAGUUGAAGGCAUUAGGAGGAUUCUUGAAGAAUUUACUGGAGAGGAAAUCCCGCGGACCUCAAAGAUACCCACAGGUAAGAUAGAAUGGAUAAGAAUGGGUACAACAGUAGCAACAAAUUCACUUUUGGAGAGAAAAGGAGAAAGGAUUGCUCUUUGUGUUACCCGCGGUUUUCGGGAUUUACUCCAGAUUGGUAACCAGGCUCGUCCCAACAUAUUUGAUCUCACUGUAUCAAAACCAUCAAACCUUUAUGAGGACGUUAUUGAGGUUGAUGAGAGAAUUGAGCUUGUACAAGGUGAGGAUAAGAAUACAGACUCUUCUGCAUCUUUAAUCAGAGGGAUUUCGGGUGAGCUUGUCAGGGUUGUGAAGCCUCUUAAUGAAGAAGCUUUGAAGCUUUCACUUAAAGGUCUGUUAGAUAAAGGAAUUAGCUGUUUGGCUGUUGUAUUGAUGCACUCAUAUACUUACCCACAACAUGAAUUAUCCGUGGAACAAAUAGCUAUGAGUUUGGGCUUUAGACAUGUUUCCUUAUCUUCGGCUUUGACACCUAUGGUUCGAGCUGUUCCUCGUGGUCUUACAGCUACUGUGGAUGCAUACUUGACCCCUGUUAUAAAAGAAUACCUAUCAGGGUUUAUAUCAAAAUUUGAUGAAGGGCUGCAAAGGGUGAAUGUUUUGUUUAUGCAGUCUGAUGGAGGACUUGCACCAGAAAGUCGAUUUUCAGGACAUAAAGCAGUUUUGUCAGGUCCUGCUGGUGGAGUUGUUGGUUACUCACAGACUCUUUUUGGGAUUGAAACGAACAAACCACUUAUUGGGUUUGACAUGGGUGGUACAUCGACAGAUGUGAGUCGUUAUGCUGGAAAUUAUGAACAAGUCCUGGAAACCCAGAUUGCAGGGGCCAUUAUACAGGCACCUCAGCUUGACAUAAAUACUGUUGCUGCAGGUGGUGGAUCAAAGUUGAAGUUUCAAUUUGGAGCUUUUAGGGUAGGACCAGAAUCUGUUGGUGCACACCCAGGUCCUGUGUGUUACCGUAAAGGGGGGGAAUUAGCUGUUACAGAUGCAAACUUAAUUCUUGGAUUUGUCAUACCUGAUUAUUUUCCAUCCAUAUUUGGCCCUAAUGAAGAUCAACCCUUAGAUAUUUGGGCAACUAGAGAAGCAUUUCAAAAGCUUGCAACAGAAAUAAAUACCUACAGAAAGAGCCAAGAUUCAUCUGCAAAGGACAUGGCUGUGGAGGAGAUUGCUCAAGGAUUUGUAAACGUAGCGAAUGAAGCAAUGUGUCGUCCUAUACGACAAUUAACUGAAAUGAAGGGCCAUGAGACAAGGAACCAUGCUCUUGCAUGCUUUGGAGGUGCUGGACCUCAACAUGCCUGUGCUAUUGCUAGGUCUUUGGGCAUGACAGAAGUACUCAUUCACAGGUUUUGUGGGAUAUUAAGUGCUUUUGGGAUGGGAUUGGCAGAUGUUGUGGAAGAGGCACAAGUGCCAUAUUCUGCUGUUUAUGGUCAUGACACUGUGGUGGAGGCUUCCUGCAGGGAAGCAAUUUUAUUGAAGCAGGUUAAGCAGAAGCUACAAGAGCAAGGGUUUGAAGAUGAAAGCAUUAAAACAGAGACAUAUCUGAACUUGAGAUACGAAGGCACAGACACUUCAAUUAUGGUAAAGAAACAGAUGUCUGCUGAUGGAAUUGGAUAUGACUUUGACGUGGAAUUUAUGAAAUUGUUCCAACAGGAGUAUGGAUUUAAAUUACAGCAGAGGAAUAUUCUAAUAUGUGAUGUUAGAGUUCGUGGUGUAGGAGUCACCAAUAUAUUGAAACCAAGGGCUUUACCACUUGCAUCUUAUCCUCCUCAAGUUGAAGGCUCCUACAAGGUUUAUUUUGGAAAUGAGUGGCAAGAGACACCAUUGUUCAAGCUUGAGAAACUAACUUAUGGACAUGUUGUGCUUGGUCCUGCUAUAAUUAUGAAUGGAAAUAGUACUGUUAUAGUAGAACCCAACUGCAAAGCCAUCAUAACCAAGUAUGGAAAUAUCAAAAUAGAAAUAGAGCCUAUUGCAAGCAUUAUCAAAGUAUCUGAAAAGGUUGCAGAUGUUGUGCAACUUUCAAUAUUCAAUCAUAGAUUUAUGGGUAUAGCUGAACAGAUGGGAAGGACCCUGCAAAGAACUUCUAUAUCCACAAACAUAAAGGAAAGGCUAGAUUUCUCUUGUGCUCUAUUUGGGCCUGACGGGGGACUGGUUGCAAAUGCCCCACAUGUUCCUGUGCACUUGGGAGCCAUGUCUAGUACAGUUCGCUGGCAGCUGAAUUACUGGGGUGACAAUUUAAAUGAAGGAGAUGUUUUGGUAACCAAUCAUCCUUCUGCUGGGGGUAGUCAUCUCCCUGAUAUAACUGUCAUCACUCCUGUUUUUGAUAAUAAAAAACUUGUAUUCUUUGUGGCAAGUCGAGGGCAUCACGCUGAGAUUGGUGGUAUUACUCCUGGUAGCAUGCCACCUUUUUCCAAGUCAAUAUGGGAGGAAGGUGCUGCCAUAAAAGCAUUUAAGCUUGUAGAAAAUGGGAUUUUUCAAGAAGAAGGUAUGGCUAAACUUCUUCAGUUCCCCAGCUCUGGUGAAUUAGCAAAGCAGGUCCCAGGAACUCGCAGGCUGCAAGAUAAUUUAUCAGAUCUUCAAGCUCAAGUAGCUGCCAAUCAGAGAGGUAUUUUUCUUAUUAAAGAACUGAUUCAGCAGUAUGGUUUGGAGUCAGUUCAAGCUUACAUGACAUAUGUACAGUUGAAUGCUGAAGAGGCGGUAAGAGAAAUGCUGAAGUCAGUUGCUGCGAACGUUUCAUCCCAAUCAAUUUGUGCUGGAGAUGGAAAUUCUGUGACAAUUGAGGAAGAGGAUUACAUGGAUGAUGGAUCGAUUAUUCAUCUGAAGCUUACAAUUGAUUCUUAUAAAGGUGAAGCAAAUUUUGAUUUUAGUGGAACUAGUCCAGAAGUGUAUGGAAACUGGAAUGCACCAGAAGCAGUGACAUCUGCAGCAGUUAUAUACUGUCUUCGCAGUUUGGUGAAUGUUGAUAUUCCUCUUAAUCAAGGUUGUUUGGCUCCUGUAAAAAUUUAUAUUCCACCGGGUUCAUUCCUCUCUCCAAGUGAUAAGGCUGCUGUUGUGGGAGGUAAUGUCUUGACUUCUCAGAGAAUAACUGAUGUUAUACUUACUGCAUUUCAGGCCUGUGCUUGUUCACAGGGUUGUAUGAAUAAUCUUACUUUUGGGGAUGAUACUUUUGGUUACUAUGAAACAAUUGGUGGUGGUAGUGGGGCGGGCCCAACCUGGGAUGGAACCUGUGGAAUCCAGUGCCAUAUGACCAACACAAGAAUGACUGAUCCUGAGAUUUUUGAGCAGAGAUAUCCAGUUUUAUUGCAUAAAUUUGAGCUCAGAGAAAAUAGUGGAGGGGCUGGAAUUCAUAAAGGGGGUGAUGGGCUAGUUAGGGAGAUAGAAUUCAAGCGACCAGUUGUUGUUAGCAUUCUUUCAGAGAGGCGUGUUCAUGUGCCUAGAGGGUUGAAUGGAGGAAAACAUGGUGCUCGUGGAGCUAACUUCCUGAUUACAAAUGAUAAACGAAUAGUUUACCUCGGGGGUAAGAACACAGUUGAGGUACAGGCUGGGGAAAUUCUUCAGAUUUUAACUCCCGGUGGUGGUGGAUGGGGUUGCCCUGUUGAUUUGCCAUGCUGAUGUUAUGUUUCAUUGUGAAUUAGAUGUUUUUCGGGAAUCUACAAGUGAUAAUGGUUAUUUGGGUUACUUUAACAUGCAUUACUUGUAAUCUUACAUGAAUAAAGGAAUAAAUUGAUUGCUAUGUUUCAAUUUAA